Molecule: messenger RNA, 413 nt
Organism: Galeopterus variegatus (Sunda flying lemur)
Lineage: Eukaryota; Metazoa; Chordata; Mammalia; Dermoptera; Cynocephalidae
Product: sodium/potassium/calcium exchanger 2-like
Exons: 5
Source: RefSeq, a predicted model, not a curated record
CUGCAACCAGGGACAAGGAUGAACCGGCUCUACCGGCUAAGCCGCGUCUCCAGCGAGGUGGAAGCUCUGCCUCCCUCCACAACAGUCUCAUGAGGAACAGCAUCUUCCAGCUCAUGAUACACACCCUUGACCCACUCGCCGAAGAACUUGGAUCAUAUGGAAAACUAAAAUAUUAUGACACAAUGACUGAAGAAGGGAGGUUCCGAGAAAAGGCUUCAAUUCUCCACAAGAUCGCCAAGAAGAAAUGCCAGGUGGAUGAGAACGACAGGCAGAACGGGGCUGCCAAUCACGUGGAAAAAAUCGAACUCCCGAACAGCACGAGCACAGAAGUUGAAAUGACAACACCCAGCGAUGCUUCGGAACCUGUACAGAACGGAAAUCUCUCCCACAGCAUCGAAGCCGCAGGAGCGCAG